CGAAAGCUUUUUCAGACAUCAACGUGUUUCACUACGCUUUUUCCGAAAUUUCACUGAUUAUUUAGUGAUUAUUUUGGUAAUUUUAAUUUACGCUAAAAUAAUAUCAAUUCAAUAGUCAAUAGUCAAUACACGUCAAGCCUCAGGUGGAUCUCGAGUAUUUUAUAUUUUUAUACGUAAAAGCUGAAUGUGGUAUUAUUCUCGGUGUAGGUAUUUGUAUCAGGAAGGAUAGAUAAAUGAAACAUUUUCGAAAACCAUUCAAAGUUCUGUUAUAAGUUGAAGUUUUGUGAAUUUUUCAUAAUUUAGUAAAUUACUUUAUAUUCAUAAUGGCUAGCACCAGCGAUUCAAAGAAAGCUCUGGAGGAAUGGGACGAUCAGGAACCUUCGAUAGGCGAAGACGUAUUGGAAAUGUCCAACGAUGAUGAGGUGAAGAGCAUGAACGAUUGUGACGAUUCGGAACCUUCGAUAGCUGGCGAAGACAUAUUGGAGGAGAUGUCCAAAGAUCAACUCAUCAAUAAAAUCAGAAUGCUCGAAAAUGAGUUGAAGAUUAUGAGAACCGAAUUGUCAGCAGAUACCGAUUCUCAAGAUACCGAAGAAGAUGGAGCUAUUGUGCCUAUUGGAGAACCAGAUGUUGGUGGUGCCAGAUCAUUUUUCGAUUUUGAGGUCCCGACAGCCGAUAGAUUUCAUCGUCUCUUUUCUCAGUUCGUGGCCCAAGUGAUCAUUAUAUUCUGCACUGUACAAAUUUUCUUGUUGACGACUUCGUACUUAUUGGGCGAUGUACAACAGGUUGAAUUUGUUAAUAGUACCUUAAAAAUUAUCGGUAAUAUUGCGACUGCUUCUUUGCUUCUUAUCUAAUGAUGGUUGUAGAUUAAUCUACGCAUCGAAGUUGUGGUGAUUUUUCAUUCAAUUCCUUUGUUUAGUGUGGGUAGGUUUAUGUUAAUUCAGCGGUGUUCAAUUAUGUAUUUCAUUUUGUAGUUUGUAGUUGUACCAAUUGUACCUACCUACCUAUACCUACCUACCUGUCUACCAAUAUAUAUAUAUAUAUUUUUUCAUGA
Molecule: messenger RNA, 1051 nt
Organism: Planococcus citri (citrus mealybug)
Lineage: Eukaryota; Metazoa; Arthropoda; Insecta; Hemiptera; Pseudococcidae
Exons: 5
Coding region: 324-851 (175 amino acids)
Source: RefSeq, a predicted model, not a curated record